Molecule: messenger RNA, 3959 nt
Organism: Branchiostoma belcheri (Belcher's lancelet)
Lineage: Eukaryota; Metazoa; Chordata; Leptocardii; Amphioxiformes; Branchiostomatidae
Exons: 17
Coding region: 99-3110 (1003 amino acids)
Molecular function (GO): calcium ion binding
Source: RefSeq, a predicted model, not a curated record
UGUCAGAAACUACCAGGGUACUAUUAGCCUCAAGUCGGACAGGUCUUUUUACGUAACUAGUGCGAGCAAGGUACUGCGAGGUUAUACUUCUAUCCAAGAUGGAUUUAACAUGUGGGCGGUCACCUCUCCUGGGAUUCUUUGUCCUUCUGGCAGCCCUUGCUUUUACUGACGCGCAGACUACUACGUCAGCAGGCCUGUGCCCGCCAUUGGGAGUACAGAAUCGUUCGAUCAUCCCAGACGGCGUAAUGACGGCUACCUCAGCAGCAGCCGGGUCCGAGGCGUACAGGGCCCGCUUGAACGGCGACGGUGCAUGGCAGCCCACAGGCCAAGCGGCAUCAAAUUUCCUGGCUAUAGACCUACAGUAUCCACGUUAUAUAUGCAGUAUCCAGACCCAGGGGCGAGGGGAUGGAUACGUGGAGACCUACAGGGUCAUAUUCCAACAAGACAACAAUUCGUCAUACGUUAUGUACUCGGAGGACGGUGCAAACCCCAAGACCUUCACAGGCAACAAUGACAACGAGACUGUCGUCCAACAGGACUUCUCCUCGUACGUCUACGCCCAGUUUAUCCUCAUCAACCCACAAACUUUCUCCGGCGCCCCAAGACUGCGGAUUGAACUACUCGGAGUUGAUGUAUUACCUACAACAGCCUCACCGGUAACAACGUCACUCGACACAACAGCCUCACCGGUAACAACGCCACUCGACACAACAGCCUCACCGGUAACAACGCCACUCGACACAACAGCCUCACCGGUAACAACGCCACUCGACACAACAGCCUCACCGGUAACAACGCCACUCGACACAACAGCCUCACCGGUAACAACGUCACUCGACACAACAGCUUCACCAGUAACAACGCCACUCGACACAACAGCCUCACCGGUAACAACGCCACUCGACUCAACAGCCUCUAUGGUAACAACACCACUCGACACAACAGCCUCACCAGUAACAACGUCACUCGACACAACAGCCUCACCGGUAACAACGCCAUUCGACACAACAGCCUCACCGGUAACAACGCCACUCGACACAACGCCACUCGUCACAACAGCACUGAUAACCUCCGUACAAGAUCUUACAACACCCGAAGUGACUUCUGCAUUUCCAACCAUCGCACAAUCCGCAACGACGGAGGGACAAUCAACCUCGACCAACGUCUACAGCACAGAAAUGGUGUUCCAAACAACUGACGCAGAGAUCGAAACGUCAUCAGCCGUGUACGAAACAACUGAGCUACAGGAUACUACAAUCACCCCAGAAGAGGUAACGACCACUUCCCCGGAAACAGCAGAAGAUCCAGUCCAGGGUGACGUGUACUGUAACUCCACCACCAUGUGGGUCACCUUUCUCCUUGACGAGCUGGACGGAUAUGACGUUUCCGGUAUGCGACUGCGUGACCCAUCAUGCACUGCGGAAGUCAAUGGAACCCACGUGACUUUCGUCUCUGCUCUUGGCGACUGUGGAACAACAUCACUGGAAAACGACACGUCCAACAAGAUCGUCUACACCAAUGAGAUCGUUGCGCCGCUGGAACAAAGUACGACGGACGGUGCUGCCAAUGACGUCAUCGCGAGGCCUGAGGAGGAUCGCUGGACGAUCAGCUGCAGAUAUGUCCGAGAUGACACCAUAGCAGCCGACACCCUGUUUCCUGUACCGGCACCCAGCGUGGUUAUCCUGUAUGGAGACGGCUCCUUCACCUUCAGUAUGAAACUGUAUCCGUCCGCUGGGUUCACACAGCCGUACACAAGCACAGACUUUCCCGUGGAGGUAACGAUAAAUGAAGAUGUGUACUUCGGCGUGUCAGUGGACACCUCCGUCUCCGGCCUGGUCCUGUUUGUUGAGAACUGCAAAGCGACGCCGUCAUCCAACCCUGACGACUCGACACAGUACUACUUCAUACAGGACGGAUGCCAGAAAGACGACACCCUUCAAGUGUUUUCAACGGACUCACCGACUUCUCUGAAUUAUGGAAUUUCCGCCUUCCAGUUCGCCAACGAAUCACAGCCGUAUGUGUACCUCCACUGUGACGUCAUGGUGUGUUUGGAGGACAACCCUGGUUCGCGAUGUGACCAAGGCUGCAGCAGCUCGCGCAGGCGCAGACGUGCCGCAGACAACGGUCUGGAAGAGCGCGUUACCUUGGUGCAGGGUCCUAUCGUGCUGGUUGUUCAAGAGACUUUUACCGCAUGUGAUGCCACCUGCCACGAGCAUGCAUCGUGUAGCCCUCUGACCCAAGAAUGUGUGUGCGACCCGGGGUGGGUCGGAGAUGGCGUCUACUGUCAGGAUUUUGACGAGUGCACCAUAGUGUCAUGUGGGGACAACCGGCGCUGUGUGAACACACCAGGACGUCAUGUGUGUGAGUGUGUGCCCGGCUUCCUGGAGGUGGAUGGGGUCUGUGAGGCUGCCGUGGCGUACAGUUCCACCUCCCGUAUAAUGGCCAAGAGUUUCUCCUCGGCGCUGGAAGAUCCGGAGAGCGAAGAGUUCGUGGAUCUGGUAGAGGAGUUCGUUUGGACGUUGGAACCUCUGUACCGUCAAACGAGCCUGGCCGGAGACUUUCUCGGGAUCGCCGUCGUCGGCUUCCGACAGGGUAGUGUUCUCGUGGAUCACGUGAUUUACAUCCGGGGUUCUGCAGACGUCUCUCUUCCCACAGUGUUAGAGGAGUUCAAGGUCCUUGUGAAGAAAGCCAACGGAACAGCUCUUCAAAUCGACGUGAAUGACGUUUCAAUAAUAGACUAUGACGAGUGCUCGGACCCGGACAGCGCGGACUGCUCCGCCCAUGCCACCUGUCUCAACAUGGAGGGCUCCUUCUCAUGCAGGUGCACCAUGGGAUACCAGGACAAGUCCCCGGAUCAAGACACACGUCCGGGGAGGGUCUGCGAAUGGCAAGGUGUCUCGGAUGACUGGAUUCCGGCAGCUGCAGGUACCGCAGCUGCAGCGGCUCUGGUCCUGGUCAUCAUAACCACCGUCGUGUGCCUUCGUCGAAACAAGCGUAAUAAACGCUCGAAAGAUGUGGAAUUUACGGGGCAAGACAACUUUGCUUUCCUACAACCACCAAGUGGACCACCAAAAACCAGCACGUACAGGGAUUGCGACACCUACUUCUAGAUAGACCCUGAAGUUUGCUAGCUUUUGGAGAUUCGUCAAUAAGAAUGAUGACAAAUGAAUGCAGAUAAACAAUAGCUACGUUAGGAUAUUUUAUAUCAAAACGGAAAUAGAAACAAAAUUUAAUGCAGACAAGAUGACGACGCACUCAACAAUGUAUAUGGGGGUUAACUACCGAUUAUGCUAUAAUUUCUACGAUCUACACCUUAUGUAAUGGAUUCACCUAUUUGAACGAGAUUUAGUUGAUUUUUUUGAGCGUUGAUCACUGCUAGUAUAUCACUAUAUCGCAAAGAAGCGACAUUCUUUUUCACAGACAUGUGUACAGAAUGGACGAGUUUUACGAGUAUGACACCUUGUUCAAGCAAGAUGAAUAUAUAUAUUUUAUACACGUGAGUGUAAUACGGAUAAAAAGCAAAAUACCAGGCACUGUUAUCAUAUUAGAGUGCAGAUAUUUUAAUACAAUGUGGUAAAUGAUAGAUUUUCGUAAGCGUGUAAUAUUUCCGUGUCCCACACUCUAAGAAAGACAAAUCAGAAUAGAUCGCUUGAAACUAUGGCAUUAUGUUACAUGUACUUUCAAAUGAAUCACACUGCUAUGUUAUAUAUCACUGCACCACACUCAUGUCAUUCUUUAAAAGGCAUUUCAUCACAUCAAACUAUCACAUCACAUCGCAUGUUUGAUAUAAUAUGUAACGUUAACUCAUAGGUGUAUACCUCUGGAAAUAUUGAUGUUGGAUCAAUAGAUCUCUGUAACUUCUUUUCAAGUAACCGGGGAAUAAAUGGACGUUACGUAUACUAGUACUUUCAACUCCGUUGAGUAGCUUUGUUGGUUGAUAAAGUGUAAACCACAAGUUA